Gossypium raimondii (Peruvian cotton) is the source of this 1393-nucleotide messenger RNA. RefSeq lists its product as uncharacterized. The record is from RefSeq and is a predicted model, not a curated record. The coding region runs from base 213 to 1256 and encodes 347 amino acids. The transcript has a single exon. NCBI's taxonomy places the organism in Eukaryota, Viridiplantae, Streptophyta, Magnoliopsida, Malvales, Malvaceae.
CCCCCAUGUGAUUAAAGAAUCAAAUAGAAAAAGAAGCUAUAUUCCGUGACCGAGUUUAGAAAAUCUGAUAUGCAAUUUGGUAUUAAAAGGCGGCGAUUUGGUCAAUAAACUCUACUUACUGCCCCCAGCUGUCUCUUUGGCUCUUCUCAUCUCAACCUUUCUAUAUUUGAAGCCCCGUCAAUCUGCUACUGCUCGUUAAUCUUAACGAAAAUAUGGAAGUGGUGAUACCAAGUUCGCCGAUUAUGGAUUUUAAUUUCAACAGUGCUCGAUCAUCUCCUCGGUCGACUGCUCCUUCUACGCCUCGCCGAUUUGGUGAAUGUUUCUUUAGUGCACCCACGAGUCCCACCCGGUUGUCUGAGUUUUAUCGCGAAUUCGAUAGAUUCUCGUUGUUGAACGAUAGGGAAAGCAGUGGUUCGGCGGUUCCUUUUGAUUGGGAAGUAAAACCCGGUACAACCAAGUCCCCAUUUUCAACCGGAGAUGAUUUCGCUUUUGAUUUUACUGAGGACUUGGAGAAAACAUUUCUCUCGGCUGAAGAACUCUUUGAUGGGGGUAAAAUCAAGCCAUUGAAGUCACCACCUGGGUUAAAGGUUUACGACUAUAACCAGAAAAGCCCGCUUUUGUCGUCGCCAAGAUCGCCAUUUUCCCAAGGCAAAAAGAUCAUCCGUGACGCAUUUUCACCAAGAAAGCAAAAGGAUCGAAACCCUUUGGUAACUGCUGUUGAAACCAGUCAAAAUAAUAAAGAACAUGGAAGAGGUAGAGAAAGGGUUCAAGAUUUGAAGUUAAGGAAUUCAAGCCGCCGAGCAACAAGAUCGCUCUCUCCUUACAGAGUCUCAGACAAAGAUUAUCCAUGGGAAGUUGAUGAUGAAGGAAAAGAAGAGAGGAAACAGCAGCAACGUGAACCCACCACCACAAAGCAACCAUCAUUGAACUCAAAGCCAUCCAGAAAAUGGAGAUUGAGAGAUUUCCUGUUGUUCAGAAGCGCAUCGGAGGGACGUGCAAGUGGUAAAGAUCCACUCAGGAAGUAUUAUUCAUCGAGCUUUUCCAAGAAACCAGAAGAGAACAAGAAUUCAAGUUUGCGAUCGAGGGAAAGCUCUGGUUCAGUAGGAUCUAGAAGAAAAAUAUCGGCUCACGAGCUACAUUACACAACAAACAAAGCAGCAUCUGAGAACAUGAAGAAGAAAACUUUCCUGCCAUACAAACAAGGAAUUUUGGGAAGACUAUCCUUCAGUCCUCUUUCCAAUGGGUUCGGAAAAUAAUCAGUCAUCAUAUCUCAUAAUUAAGUUGUUUCAUUUUUUUUGUUGUUGUUGUAAAGAUUAUUCGCUUGGUUCUUCCUAUAGAAAUGUAUAAUUCGUAGUACGACUGAAAUAAAUGAGAAUCUGUUUGAUGCAUGCUA